Molecule: messenger RNA, 981 nt
Organism: Pocillopora verrucosa
Lineage: Eukaryota; Metazoa; Cnidaria; Anthozoa; Scleractinia; Pocilloporidae
Source: RefSeq, a predicted model, not a curated record
AUGGUUAAGAACAUUAAGAAAGAUGUCAAGGACGACUUGUAUGACGAACCCGGUGUCGUCGGUAGUUUGGGUGGUGUGGCACCGUAUGCCAAAGCUCAAAAGAUCUCUAUUGCUCAAGGUAAAAAAGAAUUAGAGGAAAAAUUGGCGUACACGCUUCACAAACCCAGACGUCGACGAGGAGAAUUUUUACCUGUGGUGGUGUUCGACAUUGAUCAACAAUGGGUAGCAGAUUUGAUCGAAGUACAGACCCUAUCCAAACAGAACAAGGGAUACCGAUACGUAUUGGUCGUGAUCGAUGCCUUUUCCAAAUAUGCGUGGGCCCGGCCGAUUAAAAAAAAACCAGGAAAAGAUGUGACGGAUGCGUUUGCAAAAAUACUCAAGGAAGCCAAAGGAAGGAAACCUCAGACGUUACAGACAGAUGCAGGCAAAGAAUUUUACAAUCAGACCUUUCAAUCAUUGAUGAAAACACAAGAGAUUCAUCACUUUUCUACUCAUGGAGAUGCCAAAGCCAACAUAUUGCCCAAACUUGUCAAUGAAUACAAUCGCACCUAUCACAGGAGUAUUAAAACCACACCAGCUAAAGUCACCACAUUCAAUGCCAAAGAAGUGUGGAACAAUUUGUAUGGGAAAUAUCAGACUAAGAAAGAAAAAAAGCCUGCAUUUAAAGUAGGCGAUAAAGUCCGAUUGAAUAAAAAAUUUAGACCGUUUGAGAAAGGGUAUCUACCAGGAUGGACGGAAGAAGUGUUUCAAGUUCGUAAAGUCGUACCCGGAAUGGUAACGACCUAUAAAGUGCAAGAAUUGGAUGACACGCCCUUACAAGGCACAUUUUAUGUGUGGGAUUUGGAAAAAGUACAUGUAGAUGAAGCGACUUAUUUUCGAGUGGAAAAAGUAUUAAAGAGACAAAAGGAUAAAUUGUUUGUCAAGUGGAAAGGGUACCCUAGCAAAUAUAACAGUUGGAUUAAUAAAAAAGAUUUAAAGUGA